This is a messenger RNA of Babjeviella inositovora NRRL Y-12698, 1900 nucleotides long. RefSeq lists its product as uncharacterized. Gene Ontology annotation, biological process: cytoskeleton-dependent intracellular transport; microtubule-based movement. Gene Ontology annotation, molecular function: ATP hydrolysis activity; microtubule motor activity; ATP binding. Gene Ontology annotation, cellular component: kinesin complex; microtubule. The record is from RefSeq and is a predicted model, not a curated record. Bases 34 to 1605 code for a protein of 523 amino acids. Lineage: Eukaryota; Fungi; Ascomycota; Pichiomycetes; Serinales. The transcript has a single exon.
UCUUAUUCUCUUGUCUUCUCUCACCUACAAUAUAUGUCCGUUCCACUGAGAUCCCUGGCGCUGAGCGCCCCCAGAGAUGCCGAUUCCAACCACGGCAACGUGAAGGUGUUUGUACGGGUGAGGCCGUUUCUAACACGCGAAACGGAAAAAAACACACGGUGUCUUGUAUCGAUGUCUGAAACGUCAGUAACAUUGUCACCCGAAGAAAAGUCCAUCUCAUCGCUAGAACAGACCCCCAAGGCCGGGGCCCCAUCGGUGUUCCACUUUGACCGUGCGCUUUGGUCGUUUGAUGAACGUGACGGCUUUGUGGACCAACAAAAGGCGUACCAUUUGGUGGGGGAGGAGUACCUACAGCACACCCUAGAGGGUUACAACACGUGCAUCCUCGCUUACGGCCAGACCGGCUCAGGAAAGUCCUACACGAUGAUGGGAGAUAGUGCCAACGGCUUGAUUCCGCUCAUCUGUCAACACUUGUUUCGCCAGACAAGCCAAAUGCGUCGCAACCAGGUCAGCUGCACCGUACGCGUGUCGUAUUUCGAGAUCUACAACGAACAGGUGCGUGAUUUGCUCUGCGAUGACAGUUACGCGGGCUUGCGAGUGCGCGAAUCGCCCUCAGAGGGACCGUAUGUGGAAAAUCUCUCGGAAUUCACCGUGAACGGAUACAACGACAUUGAAAAAUACUUUGCGAUUGGGAAUAAGCAGCGGUCCACGGCGCUGACCAAGAUGAAUAACCAAUCCUCGCGCAGCCACGCGGUGUUUACGCUCAGCGUCAAACAGGUAAAGUUCAGUGAAAGCGGUGAUGAAAUCAUUUUGGAAAAAAACUCCAAACUCCGGUUGGUGGAUCUUGCGGGGUCCGAAAGAGCCAGUGCCACGGGAACCUCCGGAGUUCGGCUCAAGGAAGGAUCAAACAUCAACAAGUCGUUGAGCACGUUAGGCCGGGUUAUUUCCAUCCUCUCAGCAAACUCCACCUCGCAGAAGAACACGAUGGUGCCGUAUCGUGACUCCACACUAACCUGGAUUUUGAAGGAAUCAUUGGGCGGGAACUCCAAGACCGCAAUGAUAGCGUGCAUCGCGCCCACAGACUACGAGGAGACGCUUUCCACGUUACGGUAUGCCGAUUCCGCAAAGCGGAUCACCACUGUGGCCACCCAGAAGAUCAGUAACGUGCACAUAAAGGUCAAGAUGGAGGACAAGAUGGUGUUGGACGACAAGGACUUCGAGAUCACCGCGUUGCAGCAGGAAAUCUUGGGGCUCCAGCAGGUUCUCCAGAGGCAGGGAGAAAAAGAAGGCGAGGAAACCGCAUUACUAGGGAUGUAUCGGGCCAAGCUCCAGGUGUUGAAGCGUUCCGCAGAGUACUUCGAGGACCGGAUGAUCAUGACCAGCUUCCGCAACGAAAUGUUGCACGAACGGAACCAGGGCCUUACACUCCAGUUAGAUGGGUACGAUAAGAACUUUGCAUCGUUGAUGCGUGACGUUACGUCUGUCGGGCACACAAUGACAAGUUUGGAUAGGGAGUUGGGGGAGUUGAAGGUACGGUCGGUGGAGUUUAGUGACUCGCUUCAGAGGGACCUUGCGGCGUUUAGUCCAGAGGCUGUUUUUGAAUGAUGGAUGUGAAAUAAUUGAGACUUUUGGCUAUCCAUUGUAUUCUCGCCGGAUAUUCGUGGGUUUUCAUCGUAUCUUACCCAAAUAGCAAGGUCUCAGCUAUACCUCUAGUUAAUUCGAAUACAUUACCGAUCAAAGGUAAUUUUAAGUAUCGCAGUGUCUCCCGAGAAAUUAGGUCUGUAGCCACAGGAGCCUACGUAGCCAUGAGUUAGAAUAACGUGGUGCAAGUGACGACUCAAUGAGUUGGGCUCUGGUGGCCUCAAAAAAAUGAUUAAAUAUCCCCUACUAAAUAUUAAUA